AUGAUUAACCGGGCCCGGCCGCGCUCCCCGCCGCGCGGGGCCACGCGGGGCUCGGGGGCCGCGGCGGGGCCGGACCCGAGCGGCCGCAGUUGGGACCCCGCGGGCACCGCCGAGUCUCCGCGGAUGGACGGUGAGCCGCCAGCCGGGCCCCAGGGCCCCGGCCCCGCAGCCCGAGCGGCGGGGCAGGGCGAUGGCAGCGCGGCGGCCGGGGCGCUGCCCACCCCCGGCACCCGCAGCGAGCCCACCCCCGCGGGCCCUGCGGACAGACCCGUGUCGGUGUCGGUGGUCACCAACUCAGCCUUCGAGGGGGCUCCUCCACCCUACUCGCCCCCGGACCCCAAGAGCUUUCACUUCUACCCGCCGUACCCAGCCGGUUUCUCCCAGCAAGGGCCUUUCAUUUACCAGCCGGGGCCGGGACCGCGGCCCUUCCCAGCGCCGGGCUUCCCACCCGGGCCCCUGCCCUGCACCACGGUACGUAUCCCCCACCCCGAUCCGGGCUCGGGGGCCAUGCCCGCCGGCCGCGGGCAGCAGCUGCCCAAGGAUUACAUGGUGGAGUCGGUGCUGGUGACCCUCUUCUGCUGCCUGCUGACCGGGGUCAUGGCGCUCGUCUACUCGCACGAGACCCGGGCUGCGCUCGCCCGCGGGGACGUGGCCCAGGCGUACGUGGCAUCCAGAAAGGCCCAGUCUCUGGUCCUCUUCAGCCUCCUCUUCGGCUUGUUCGCCUCCAUCACCUGGAUCAUCUACGUCCUGGUGUCCCUGUACCUGUGACAAGGACCCUGAGCCCCAGGGACGCGGCGUGUGCCAGGAGCUCCCUGCGGCUGGCCAGCCGGGGGGACACGGGCAGGUGGAGCUGCCACAGCCUCGUGGGGGAACGGGUGACAACGGAGCGUUACUGGGGCUGCGGGGCAGCGUCCGUCCUUCCUGAGCCUUCAGCCACCUGCCCAGCCCUGCGAGCCCCGGCCAGGGCAGGAGGAGCCCCGGGCAGGGAGAUGCCGGUGCCGCGUCCUGCCGGAGCCAGCUCUGGGCAGGGAGCUGUGCCGGAUCCACGGGCGGCAUCUGGCUCUGCUGCAGGAUGCUGAAUCCCACUGCUGCGGGCUCUCACUUGGAGCUGCCUGCGGGACUCUGGUGCAGAGGGAGCAUCUUGUAGGAUUGGGGGUGGAGGUGGAGCAGAAGUAACAGGUGCGUGGGAAGCGCUCACUGGUCAUGAAUAGUGUGAGAAAAUACAAACACAUGUAUGCAGUUCUGCAGUAGUUCUGGGCAUACACACACACACACACACACUGUAUUGCCACCUCCUUGCUGCUUCCAGAUUG
This is a messenger RNA of Hirundo rustica (Barn swallow), 1313 nucleotides long. RefSeq names its product proline rich transmembrane protein 1B (gene PRRT1B). The record is from RefSeq and is a predicted model, not a curated record. Gene Ontology annotation, cellular component: membrane. NCBI's taxonomy places the organism in Eukaryota, Metazoa, Chordata, Aves, Passeriformes, Hirundinidae.